Molecule: messenger RNA, 1740 nt
Organism: Andrographis paniculata
Lineage: Eukaryota; Viridiplantae; Streptophyta; Magnoliopsida; Lamiales; Acanthaceae
Product: elongation factor 1-alpha-like
Exons: 3
Coding region: 156-1505 (449 amino acids)
Biological process (GO): translation; translational elongation
Molecular function (GO): translation elongation factor activity; GTPase activity; GTP binding
Source: RefSeq, a predicted model, not a curated record
ACGGUCACACAGAAACCCUAGUCGUACCAAGUCAUCGCUCCAGAUUAUUUAUAACACCCACUUCAAUGGCUCCUCUCUCUCUGGUCACCCUUACAGCUCUGCGAUUGUCGCGCCGCUCUGUUAGUCAUCUGGUAGAAUCUCUCUAAGAGUUUAUCAUGGGUAAAGAGAAGGUUCACAUUAACAUUGUGGUCAUUGGCCAUGUGGACUCUGGAAAGUCGACGACUACUGGUCAUUUGAUCUACAAGCUUGGUGGUAUUGACAAGCGAGUAAUCGAAAGGUUCGAGAAGGAGGCUGCUGAGAUGAACAAGAGGUCGUUCAAGUAUGCCUGGGUGCUCGACAAGCUGAAGGCUGAGCGUGAACGUGGUAUUACCAUUGACAUUGCUCUGUGGAAGUUUGAGACCACCAAGUACUACUGCACUGUCAUUGAUGCACCGGGGCAUCGUGACUUCAUCAAGAACAUGAUUACCGGUACCUCACAGGCUGAUUGCGCUGUCCUGAUCAUCGAUUCCACUACUGGUGGUUUUGAAGCCGGUAUUUCCAAGGAUGGCCAAACCCGAGAGCACGCAUUACUCGCUUUCACUCUUGGUGUCAAGCAAAUGAUUUGCUGCUGCAACAAGAUGGAUGCUACCACACCAAAAUACUCCAAGUCAAGGUACGACGAAAUUGUGAAGGAAGUUUCUUCCUACCUAAAGAAGGUGGGAUACAAUCCGGACAAGAUUCCAUUUGUCCCAAUCUCCGGGUUCGAGGGCGACAAUAUGAUUGAGAGGUCGACCAAUCUUGAUUGGUACAAGGGUCCAACUCUUCUUGAGGCUCUCGACCAGAUCCAGGAGCCCAAGCGCCCAUCAGACAAGCCUCUCCGUCUCCCACUUCAGGACGUUUACAAGAUCGGUGGUAUUGGCACUGUACCCGUGGGCCGAGUCGAGACAGGUAUCCUGAAGCCCGGCAUGGUUGUAACCUUUGGCCCAACUGGUCUAACUACUGAAGUCAAGUCCGUCGAGAUGCACCAUGAGGCGAUGCAGGAGGCUCUACCGGGAGACAAUGUCGGGUUCAACGUUAAAAAUGUCGCCGUCAAGGAUCUCAAGCGCGGCUUCGUGGCCUCCAACUCUAAGGAUGACCCGGCGAGAGAGGCUGCAACUUUCACUUCACAGGUGAUCAUCAUGAACCACCCGGGCCAGAUCGGGAACGGGUACGCGCCUGUGCUCGACUGCCACACCUCCCACAUAGCUGUCAAAUUUGCUGAGCUCGUCACCAAGAUCGACAGGCGGUCGGGAAAGGAGCUGGAGAAGGAGCCCAAGUUUUUGAAGAACGGAGAUGCCGGGUUUGUUAAGAUGAUCCCGACCAAGCCGAUGGUGGUGGAGACGUUCUCCGAGUACCCGCCGUUGGGGCGGUUUGCGGUGCGGGACAUGCGGCAGACGGUGGCCGUCGGAGUGAUCAAGAGCGUGGAGAAGAAAGACCCUACAGGUGCCAAAGUCACCAAGGCAGCUGCCAAGAAGGGUGCCAAGUGAGGUGAUGAUUCUGAAACUCUCGACAGUUUUGGAUAUAUAUAUAUAUAAUAUAUAUUAUAUACAUCUCUUUUAAUUUUGAAUGAAAGCUAUUGAACAUGUUUGAGUAGCGGAACAAGAUUUGUGAUGGGAGAUUAAAGAUUUGUUUUGAGCAAAUUACAAUUAUUCUGAGAUAUUAAUAUAAUAUAAAAAAUAAAACUAUAUUUAUUUGGAUUUUUAAUUUGACAUAUUUUCUAUA